ACGGCCGCCGGAGGAGGUGGAGGUGGAGGCUCGAGGGGGCUGCGACCGAGGCUGUUGAUGCCGGAUAAAGUUUCCCCGCGGCGCGGCAGAGGAGCGAGGACCCCGACUCCCGUGUGACAAGUUGCCGCCGAGCCAUGGGCACCCUGCGCGACCUGCAGUACGCGCUCCAGGAGAAGAUCGAGGAGCUGCGGCAGCGCGACGCGCUCAUCGACGAGCUGGAGCUGGAGCUGGACCAGAAGGACGAGCUGAUCCAGAAGCUGCAGAACGAGCUGGACAAGUACCGCUCCGUCAUCAAGCCCGCCACGCAGCAAGUCCACAAGCAGACGGAGCUGCACUGCGAGCAGCAGCGCACCAAGAGGCAGGCCAUCUCGGCCGAGCCCACCGCCUUCGACAUCCACGAUCUCAGUCACGUCACGCUGCCUUUCUACCCCAAAAGUCCCCAGUCUAAAGAUCUGAUCAAAGAGGCCAUCCUGGACAACGACUUCAUGAAGAACCUGGAGCUGUCGCAGAUCCAAGAGAUCGUGGACUGCAUGUACCCCGUGGAGUACGGAAAGGACAGUUGCAUCAUCAAGGAGGGCGAUGUGGGUUCCUUGGUCUACGUCAUGGAAGACGGCAAGGUGGAGGUGACCAAGGAGAGCCUGAAGCUGUGCACCAUGGGCCCGGGGAAGGUGUUUGGGGAGCUGGCCAUUCUCUACAAUUGCACCAGGACCGCCACCGUCAAAACGCUGACAAACGUGAAGCUGUGGGCCAUCGACCGACAAUGUUUCCAGACCAUCAUGAUGAGGACGGGCCUCAUCAAGCACACGGAGUAUAUGGAGUUUUUGAAGAGCGUGCCGACUUUCCACAGCCUGCAGGAGGACAUUCUCAGCAAGCUGGCCGACGUCCUUGAGGAGACCCACUACGAGGAUGGCGAGUACAUCAUCAGACAGGGGGCCAGGGGGGACACCUUCUUCAUCAUCAGCAAAGGAAAGGUGAACGUGACCAGGGAGGACCCCCCCAACGGCGAGCCGGUCUACCUGCGCAGCCUGGGGAAAGGAGACUGGUUCGGAGAGAAGGCCCUGCAAGGGGAGGACAUCCGGACAGCCAACGUUAUUUCAGCCGAGGCGGUCACCUGCUUAGUCAUCGACCGGGACUCAUUUAAGCAUCUAAUUGGAGGCCUGGAGGAUGUGUCCAGCAAAGGUCACGAGGACGUUGACGCCAAAGCCAAGUAUGAAGCCGAGAACGCCUUCUUCUUCAACCUCAACCUGGCGGACUUCAACAUCAUCGACACUCUGGGGGUGGGCGGAUUCGGACGCGUGGAGCUGGUAAGUACGCCCGCGCUCGUCAGUCGCAAAAACCCGGCUGACCGCCACGCCCCGGAUCUUCAGGUGCAGCUCAAGAGCGACGAGAACAAGACCUACGCCAUGAAGAUCCUGAAGAAGCGGCACAUCGUGGACACCCGGCAGCAGGAGCACAUCCGCUCGGAGAAGCUCAUCAUGCAGGAGGCCCACUCGGAUUUCAUCGUCAGACUGUACAGAACGUUCAAGGACAGCAAGUACCUAUACAUGCUGAUGGAAGCCUGUCUGGGAGGAGAGCUGUGGACCAUCCUUCGAGACCGAGGCUCUUUUGAGGACUCGACCACCAGGUUUUAUACCGGCUGCGUGGUGGAGGCCUUCGCCUACCUGCAUUCCAAAGGCAUCAUCUACAGAGACCUCAAACCUGAGAACCUUAUACUGGAUCACAGGGGCUAUGCCAAACUGGUGGACUUUGGUUUCGCCAAGAAGAUUGGUUUUGGCAAGAAAACGUGGACUUUCUGUGGCACUCCAGAGUACGUAGCGCCAGAGAUCAUCCUGAACAAAGGUCACGACAUCUCUGCAGACUACUGGUCGCUGGGAAUCCUCAUGUUCGAGCUCCUAACUGGCAGCCCUCCCUUCUCUGGCCCCGAUCCAAUGAAGACCUACAACAUCAUCCUGAGAGGCAUCGACAUGAUCGAGUUCCCAAAGAAAAUUACCAAAAAUGCUGCCAACCUAAUCAAAAAGCUAUGCAGGGAUAAUCCUUCUGAACGACUGGGAAACUUGAAAAAUGGUGUCAAAGACAUCCAAAAGCACAAGUGGUUUGAGGGCUUUAACUGGGAGGGCUUAAAGAAGGGGACAUUGACGCCUCCUAUCAUCCCCAAUGUCACGUCGGCGGUGGACACGAGUAACUUCGACAGCUUCCCGGAGGACAACGAGGACCCUCCCCCCGACGACAACUCCGGUUGGGACGUGGACUUCUGAAGUCCCCCGUCGGACGUGGAGAAACUCUCUCUCUCGUCGCUUUUUUUCGAACGCCGUGUCGGAAGCAAACGCGGAGACGAUACGCAGGCAGAGAUUUAGCGUACGGAUGACACGCCCUUAUUGGGUCACCGAUAAAUGCCUUUAUUUCACUGUGGCCCCUCCCCCCCCCCGGAUCAAGCAUUUAUAGCGGGACGGCUGUAGCACAUGUUCAAGUGUUGUCUUACGCUCGGCUCAAAGAACGUGCAGGGAUACACACACACACACACACACACACACACACACACACACGCACGCACGCACGGACGCAGAAAAAAACACGGCGGAGCCAAAAUUCCCGUGCGGAUGUUUCCUCUUCGCGACUUUUCUUACGUUUUAGGAGUGUAAAAAAAUGUGAAUUGUGUUGUGGUUGUCAUCUGCUGGCUUCCUACGCUCGCUCAACAAGUGCUCUCGACUAACCUGAAUGUCGCCUACUGUCGCAAACACAUUCUCAAACAGGCUGGAAUAGUUAGCAUUUCAAAAUAAAAGCACAAACUUAAGUGCCCUGUUUAGAUAGUAAACACACAGCUGACUCAUACGUAUUGCCAUGUUUAUCCUUAAAUGUUUUAUUAAUAUUAUUAUUAUUAUAAUUAUCAUUAUUAUCAUUAGUUUUUUUAUUAUUAUUAUUAUUAUUACAUUUAAGGCUGCGUUCACACUUGCAAUGUUCACUUCGGUUCAAACUGGCCGCUUUUGCUUUAA
Messenger RNA from Nerophis lumbriciformis (worm pipefish), 2990 nucleotides. RefSeq names its product cGMP-dependent protein kinase 1. Gene Ontology annotation, biological process: protein phosphorylation. NCBI's taxonomy places the organism in Eukaryota, Metazoa, Chordata, Actinopteri, Syngnathiformes, Syngnathidae. Gene Ontology annotation, molecular function: ATP binding; cGMP-dependent protein kinase activity. The record is from RefSeq and is a predicted model, not a curated record.